AUGUCUACACCCUGCGAGUGCUGCCGCAGGAAGAGCCCUUUCCGCUCCAAAGCCGCUGCCUUGUGUCCUCCCUCCUCCCCGGUGGUCUUGGAGGAGGUCGCAGUCUCGGCUGUAGGUGGGGAGGUGCAGCAGGUGCCCCAGGGUCCGGAACCCUGCGGCCCCUCGGGCCGUGUGGCUCUGAGAAGGCAGCAGCUCCCUGUGGGCCGCAGCCCUGACACUCCGUCUUCUCUCCGGCUCAGCCACCCCACGUCCUGCUGCAGCGCUGCCGAGAUCAUGUCCGUGCUGUUCUUCCACACCAUGCGCUACAAGGCCCAGGACCCCCGAAACCCCCACAACGACCGCUUUGUGCUCUCCAAGGGCCAUGCUGCUCCCAUCUUGUAUGCCGUCUGGGCGGAAGCUGGCUUCCUGCCAGAGGCGGAACUGCUGAACCUGCGGAAGAUCAGCUCCGACCUGGAUGGGCACCCCGUCCCGAAACAAGCCUUCACUGAUGUCGCCACCGGCUCCCUGGGCCAGGGCCUCGGGGCUGCCUGCGGGAUGGCCUUCACUGGAAAAUACUUUGACAAAGCCAGCUACCGCGUCUACUGCAUGCUGGGUGAUGGGGAGCUGUCCGAGGGCUCUGUGUGGGAGGCCAUGGCCUUCGCCAGCAUCUACAAGCUGGACAACCUCGUCGCCAUUCUUGACAUCAACCGCCUGGGCCAGAGCGACCCGGCGCCCUUGCAGCACCAGGUGGAGGUCUACCAGAAGCGCUGUGAGGCCUUCGGCUGGCACGCCGUCAUCGUGGACGGCCACAGCGUGGAGGAGCUCUGCAAGGCCUUCGGCCAGGCCAAGCACCAGCCCACGGCCAUCAUCGCCAAGACCUUCAAGGGCCGAGGGAUUGCCGGGGUCGAGGAUAAGGAGUCUUGGCAUGGAAAGCCGCUCCCCAAAAACAUGGCAGAGCAGACGGUCCAGGAGAUCUACAGCCUGAUCCAGAGCAAGAAGAAGAUCCUGGCCACGCCCCCGCAGGAAGACGCCCCCGCAGUGGACAUCACCAACAUCCGCAUGCCCUCCCCGCCCAGCUACAAAGUUGGGGACAAGAUAGCCACCCGCAAGGCCUACGGGCAAGCCCUGGCCAAGCUGGGCCAUGCCAGUGACCGCAUCAUCGCCCUGGACGGAGACACCAAGAACUCCACCUUCUCGGACCUCUUCAGAAAGGAGCACCCCGACCGCUUCAUCGAGUGCUACAUCGCAGAGCAGAACAUGGUGAGCCUCGCCGUGGGCUGUGCCACACGCAGCCGGACAGUGCCCUUCAUCAGCGCAUUUGCGGCCUUCUUCACACGGGCCUUCGACCAGAUCCGCAUGGCGGCCAUCUCCGAGAGCAACAUCAACCUGUGUGGGUCCCACUGCGGUGUGUCCAUCGGGGAAGACGGGCCCUCUCAGAUGGCCCUGGAAGACCUGGCCAUGUUCCGCUCCAUCCCCAUGUCAACUGUCUUUUACCCAAGCGAUGGCGUUUCUACCGAGAAGGCAGUGGAGUUAGCCGCCAAUACCAAGGUUGAGAAGAUCAGUAUCCGGGUGUUAGACCCCUUCACCAUCAAGCCCCUGGACGUGAAGCUCAUCCUGGAGAGUGUCCGGGCCACCAAAGGCAGGGUCCUCACGGUGGAGGACCAUUACCACGAAGGUGGCAUAGGGGAGGCGGUGAGCUCCGCCAUCGUGGGCGAGCCUGGUGUUGCUAUCACCUGCCUGGCUGUCAGCAAGGUCCCCAGAAGCGGGAAGCCGAUGGAGCUGCUGAAGAUGUUUGGCAUUGACAGAGACGCCAUCGCUCAAGCUGUGAGGGACCUGGUCGCCAGGGCCUAGGGCGGCCGGGCUCUGCACACGCCGAGGGCCGCAGACUGGUAUGGGCAGGAGGGUGGAUUAAAUGUACGUUUCAGAAAA
Echinops telfairi (small Madagascar hedgehog) is the source of this 1908-nucleotide messenger RNA. It is a transcript of the gene TKT, whose product is annotated as transketolase. The record is from RefSeq and is a predicted model, not a curated record. Gene Ontology annotation, molecular function: thiamine pyrophosphate binding; transketolase activity. NCBI's taxonomy places the organism in Eukaryota, Metazoa, Chordata, Mammalia, Afrosoricida, Tenrecidae. Bases 1 to 1830 code for a protein of 609 amino acids. Gene Ontology annotation, cellular component: extracellular exosome; endoplasmic reticulum membrane. Gene Ontology annotation, biological process: ribose phosphate biosynthetic process; pentose-phosphate shunt, non-oxidative branch. The transcript has 12 exons.